AUGAACUUACUUGAUCUCCCAGCAGAAAUUUUCGCUGCUAUCAUACACAACUACCUGCACGACUACCUGUACAAUGGCCGCGGAUGGGCUGUGGCAGUUCGAGCACGAUAUGUCUGCAAAGCCUUCGCAGUCGCAAUACACGACGAUAUUUUUGGUCGAUACUCCGCAAGUUUCUACCGCAGCUUCAGUGACGACCGCAAGCAGCGUCUACUCGCACCAAAUAUGUACACUGUCCUCUCCAAGAUGGGCCCCACCCGCUGCCGCUCGACGUACAUUCUUGAUCACAUGGAAGCCACGGUCAAUUUCCUCAUGGAAUUCUCAUAUCAUCAGACGCAAGCGCAGCGCGAACGCUACCGCCUGGCCCUCUGUAACGCCAUGUCAGCGGCACUCUCGGUAGAUGACGUUCUCGCAUAUCUCUGCCAGGGACCGUUCGAUGACUCGGUCAAGGUCAGGAAGAAUAUGGGCCGCGCAGAUACGGUGGGGAUGCUCGCUGCUGCCGCUGCUGUCAAUAGUGAACCUGCCCUUCGUUUCCUUGUUGGCAAGGUAUACGACGUAGGUCUAUGUAGCGAGCUGUACGGCACGCCGCUUACCGCCGCCGCGGUCAAUGGGCAUCUUUACUCCGCUUCUUUCAUUUAUGAGCGUAUGGAAAAACGCUUCUACAAGCGCAAACAACUGCACAACGCGAUCAACGCAUGUAUGUUCGAGCAACGUACUACUAUACUUCCUACACUCAUGUCCUGGUACCUGAAGUAUUGCUACUCUGGAAGAUUGCUCAAGGAAGCAAAGCGGGGCUGGAUCGACUGGGCAGUUCGGAAUGGUGAAAUGGGCGUACUACGAUUCAGUUACUAUCCUGAAGAUGCAAUCAAUUACAUACGCCGACUGGAGCCAACGCCCUUCCACUCAGCCUGUCGAUACGGCCACGCGCACAUCAUUCAGCAUCUGCUUCAAGCCGAUCCCACCCUGAGAUGCGCAAUUCGUAAUCAUGAAAAGGGUUAUAUCGGCUCUAACGAACUAUGGCAGGGUCUUACAGUGGCGGUGGAGAAUGGCUGGCUUGUGGCUACCAGGCUGCUCAUCCGCAGUGGUGUACAGAUCACACAAGAAAAGGACAGUUACCUACCAUCUACGCCAGUGCUGUGGUAUGCACUCAAGGGAGGACAUAUCGAUAUGGUGGUGCUAUUGCUGGCUUAUGGUGCUGUGGUGCCGAAGAGGAGCUCUGAGCGCAAUGGCAUUUGGAAUAUGGCUGCGAACCACAGUGUGAAGACGGCAAGACUGCUUCAGGACAUCUGGGAUGAGCAAGAAAGAUCCCUCUUCAAAAUGGGUCGCUGGACAGACAUGGACAGCGACGCCGAGCGCCUCCCCCCAGGCUUCGAGCGCAUAGGCUACGACGCCGACACCCAAACCUACACCUUCCGCGACGCAUCCGGCCGCAUCUACGAAUCCGAGCCCGGAAACCGAUACGGCGAGCUGCGUGCAACGGGCGAGCACUCGCAGCCCCCGUCCGACGAACAACGACGCGAGCAGGAUGAGAUGAUAGAAGAAGGCAAUAGGAGCGCUGUGCGUAUGAUGUUGCCGUUUGCGCUGCUGGUGCUGGUGUUUUUGUUCCUGGUUUUUAAGCUUGUGAAUAGGAGUGAUGGGCCUGAUACGGUUGUUGCUAGCUGUGGGGAUGGGGAGCGCCAGUUGCGGGUUGAGAAGGGGGAUACGUGUUGGGCGAUUGCGGAGGCGAAUGGGUUGAGUGUUGAUGGUUUGCUGGGCUUAAGAGGGAAUCAGGGUGUGGAUUGUGGGAAUCUCAGGAUAGGGCAGAGCAUCUGUGUUCCGACGUCGAAGUGA
Messenger RNA from Alternaria arbusti, 1827 nucleotides. RefSeq lists its product as uncharacterized. The record is from RefSeq and is a predicted model, not a curated record. Lineage: Eukaryota; Fungi; Ascomycota; Dothideomycetes; Pleosporales; Pleosporaceae. The transcript has 3 exons. Gene Ontology annotation, molecular function: protein binding. Bases 1 to 1827 code for a protein of 608 amino acids.